Messenger RNA from Lymnaea stagnalis (great pond snail), 8720 nucleotides. NCBI's taxonomy places the organism in Eukaryota, Metazoa, Mollusca, Gastropoda, Lymnaeidae. The record is from the annotation of a GenBank genome assembly.
AUUAAUAAUUAAUCUAUACAUUUUUUACUCAUAAUCAUAUUUCAAAUUAUUUGUGCUACUUUUUUGCUGUCUACCUUAUAUCACGGCGGGUGACAGUAAAAUGGGCCUCCUGCCUGAGGAAAUAAAAAGAACAACAACCAAACAUGUAGUGGGGUAGUUGGGAGUCCACUGACUAAGCGGCUGAAUGUUCGAGUAAAAGAAAAGGGUAAAAAAGGUACACAUAUAUAUUAAUGUGGUCCAUAAAUAUAUUUUGAGAAUCUUUUAUAUUGAAAUAUUAUAAACUGUCAUUCGACAUUGAAUUGGUAAUGUCACUAAUCAGAAUCACUAAUGAUUAAUGAUGCAGUUGGUCGAUGACUGGUAUUCGUGGUGGUAUUGUUAGUUUAGUGCCUCUUUCAAAGUCACAGUAAAAUCAUAAAUUCACUGAGUGAAAGUUUGAUGGGACCUGACUUGAUAGGCGGUCUUAGUCCGUAAGUUGAUGAAAGUCCUCAGUUAAUUUGAGUACAUAUGACUGUGACUAUGCAUGGGCCAUGGUCAUGGGCAUGGGUACAUAAUUUUAUACAAUUUAUGAUUGACUAAUUUUGAUUUUGUUUAAACUUUGAUGUCAGAGCAUUUAUUACCCUAAAACUAAAAUAGUGUGUCCCCAUUCACUCCCCCUUUUUCCCCCACACAGCCCUGAGUGUGUUAAGGAAUUUUAAAACCAGUUUCAGUUAGAGAAAUUGUAUAAUUUUACCAGCCCAUCCAUUGCCUAAACAUAAUAUCACAAUAUAUAUGAGUAUGAGAGGGAGAAGGAAGUGCAAUACAUGUGCUGAUAUCUAAAACUCUCGCUCAAUAAUAAUCCUACUUUAAAAAGUUUUGAUAUUGGUGGAUUAAGGUUAUAAAUUUAUAUUGGAUUAACAAAUAAGUACCGGUAACUUAAUUUUUAAUAGUUAAAUUAAAAUUAAAUCCAUGCCCAUGCAGCCCCACCAGCUAAAUUUUGUGGGCCUCCAAAUAGAUCACAAACAAAUUGCUUUCUUCAUUCAUUAUAUACAGAAAUCUAUGAAAAGUUAUAUUAGAGAAAACAGAAAAGCUAAACAAACAUCGAAUCGUUUUAUUUACUUAUUUUAUUUUGCAUUUCAUUUUGUGCAUUAAGAAUAGAUAAAUUAUUCUAUAUAAUACAGCAUUUAUUAAUGUGCAAUCAAAGUGGUCCAUGCCUCAUUUUCCUUUGGGUUGGUCAUGUCUAAAUUAAAAAAUUAAAUGUCACUAUCUUACAUUUUAUAUCAUAGAGUAUUAUCUUUCUUUGAGAUUCUUCCAAACUACAUAGUGAUGCUUAAAAUGGAAUACUGUAAAGGGAGGGGGAGGCUGACAGGCACCAAAGGGGUCGUUUUUUUUUUCUGAAAGAGUUUUAGAAUCACUGGCCUAGAAUUUUAUAUCAGGAGUGAAUCAAAAGAAAAUCCUCCAUUUCUAACAUUAGUGCUGUCUGAGUCUGAUGAAAAUGGGUUGUUGCAAAGAGAACAAAUAAAGACUUCUCCAAUAACACUAGUGAAAUUUUGUUGUAUCAGGGACAACUGUAACUGAUCACUACUUACUUAUAAAAAUCAACUAUUUAUGGCCAACGCAGAGUCAAAUAAACAAUAUUAGGGAGGCAGACGAGCAGCUCUGUUUUUUUAAAAUUAAUUCAAGCCAAAGGCACACUCAAUGUCUAUAGGGGCCUUACAGUUGUAGUUCAAAAGGCCUACAAUUUGUACAAUACUACUCAGGUUUGCCCUGAGGUAGUGUCCCUUAAAAUAACUUACAUAUUUUUAAUCUUUAUAUUCCCUUUUUAAAGGCAAUUUUGUGAUCAUAAAUAUUUUCACAAUUGUAUUAUUAAUACAACCAUAAUUGAAUCUCAAAGCUCCAUUUCAAGGCAAAUAAUUUAUUAUUUUUAAUCUUGCAAUUAUUAUUUAAAAAUAUACAUCAAAAGUAGAAAUAUAAAUUCAUGUUUAAUUAGAUAAUUAUUUAGGUAUAUAAUUUUUGUUUAAUAUACAUCAAAAGUAGAAUUUUAAAUUCAUGUUUAAUUAGAUAAUUAUUUAGGUAUAUAAUUUUUUUUUAAUUAUUGCCAUACCAAACUUUUUUGGAGAUCAGUUCAUCUUUAUACAAAUUUGCACUAAAAAUAAAAUGUACUGUAAUUUAAUAUUACUAUUUAAUUUAAUAGCUUUUUAGUCUUUAGUCAAGGGGGCCAUCCAAACAGAAUGUACGCUCUGAGGGGUGGCCUAUUUAUGUCUAAUUCUAAUGUUGUAAACAUCUCACACAGUGGUAUGUAAUUGUUUUCAUCUUGUUGCUUUGUGUUUUCACAAGUAAACACGCUAAGAUAUCACAAAAGUAGCACGGAAGCAACAGUAUUAUUCAGUACACCAUCGCCUUUGAAGCCAUCAAAAAUGAUGUCAGGAGUUUAGGGGAGGUGGGGAGGGGGGGAAGAGAAGAAAUGGGGGACGAACCCCCCCCCUUUGUGAUGAAUAUUGUUUAAAGUGUGGUACAUGUAUCUAAUUUGUGUCAUAAAUUUGUGACAAAGAGGGGAGGGUGUACGCGUAUGGGUAAAAAUCUGCAGAAAUAGCGUGCCAUUAUUAAUGGGAUGGUCCGUUCGUAUGUUCAAUGUGCGUGACAUAUUUAGUUAUUUUUUUUGGCUUCAAGCUCUUGCAAAAUUUAUGUUUUCACCAGUCACACUAUAUCUAAUUCUAACAAAUGCACUUACUUCAAGAUAGCCAUUACGUUAUUAAUAACUAAAGGAUUACCCCUUUCACAUGGCCCUCCCCAAGGGCAAUGUGGCACUCCAGGGUGACGUGGCGCAUAUUUUGGAAACCAAUGGGCUCACCAGAUAGCUGUGAAAACCUGGGACAGAUUUUUUUUUUACUGUGAUGUCAUAAUUGUGUAUAAAUAAAUUGAUUUGUUAGGGUUUUUUGUGUUUGGGUGGGGGGGGGGAGGGUGUCAAAAGUUCAAUGUAUUUAUGGUUAGGGAGUGUAAAAAUGUAUGUGUGCAACGGGGAGGGGUAGAAAUUGGACUUUUUUGCAUACAUUCUGUAUGGAUGGCCCCUAGAUAAAUAUACCGGUAUGCAAUUAUAAUAUACAGUACAUUUUUAUUUUAUAUUUAGUGGUACCAUAAUAAAAUAUUCACCUUUCUUCCUACAGAGGUUACAAAUGUUGAAGUAUGGCAAUGAGAUGUCUUUGGAACUGCAAAUGUCUCCUGUUAACAAUGAUUCUCUGUGUUUUAACCUGUAAACGCAAAUUGAGCCGCUUAUGGAAAAAUGUUGUUUUAUACCGUUAUGGACUAGGCAUUUGUCUUUCGGUUCUGUUGCUUAUCUUGAAUAUCUUAACCUAUAAAUAUGGCUGCCAAGGUUUGAGAAAUCACAUCAACCCAGUUCAGCUUACACAUGGCUAUGCCCCAGUGUUCCCUCAUCACUAUUUUCACAAACCUUUAUUGUCGAAUGAAACAUAUGACUUAAAGAGAAGUUACUUUAAAAAGGAAACAGACAAACUAGAUAUUUAUUUACAUAGCUAUGUUGUUCAAGACAUUCUAACAACUGAAUUUGCUCCAGUUGUUCAUGUUAUCUGGUGUGAUGUAGGACCUUUUACUUUUGCACAUUUUUUAACAGUUCUUUCAACUUUCAAAGUGUUAAGCCCAUCAGUUUUGAAUCUGCAUAUAAUAAAAGAACCUGAUCUGGACCCUGAUGGUUAUUUCCAGUUUCUUCCCGAUUUAGAGAGGGAUCUUCCACCACUUGUAAAAAAGAUUUUAAUACAUCCAGAUGCAUGUUUUGGUAAUAAAGAGGAAAAAACCAUAGCUUAUAUGAAUAUAUUAGGUGCCACUGGUGGUUUUGCCAUAAAUGGACGAACAGUAAUUGCUCCAUCACCUGCACUGAAAAUAAUUCUUGGUCAUGAAAUAAAUAUUGCAACACAGGGAGAUGGAAAUGCUGAUCUUUUAUUUGUUGCAGCACACACUAAUGUGUUGGAGAACAUACCUAAUGAAGAAUCACUUACCACAUUCCUUCAGUCACAUGCUACAGAGUAUUUCAAAUGUGAGAGCGUGAGGUUAUUUUCAUUUGUAUCACAAAAUCUUUGUUCUUUUGUGCAUGAAGAUAUACUUCCAGUGAUCAUAUUUAAUGGUACAUCUGAUUUUGAUCAUCUCGCAAGAUGGAUUGCCUAUGGCUCUUCAAAGAAACUGAUUUCUAUGCCAGCUGACAGAGUAAUAGUUCCUAACAUUGUACACUAUGUCUGGUUAGGACAACGUGAGCUUGACUUUUUUUCAUAUCUUAGUUUACUUAGUAGUCUACAUGUUCUCCAAGCUGACAGUGUUUACAUCCAUGGAGAUUACAAACCUUUAGGUGAACUCUGGGAACAAGCAAGAAGAGACCCUCGAGUUAAGUUCAUCAACCGUGAUUUUCCUGCCUCUGUCUAUGGUGAACCAAUUAAGUUGUAUAAAUCACAUGCCAGCGAUUAUCUUCGUGCAGAUAUACUUUUACGUUAUGGAGGCAUUUAUGCAGAUUGGGAUGUCAUAUUCUUACAAGAAAUACCACUUUCUGUAAGACUCCAUAGCACAACAGCAAAUGUGGAUUGGCCAGAAACAGGUGCUUUUCCAGAUGUAUUUAAUCUUGGUGUGUUGGUGUCAGCACCUGGAGCUCCAUACUUAAGACAUUUUCUAGAAUCUUAUAGAUGGUAUUUGGAUAAACAUUGGUCUUACAAUGCAAUUCACAUACCAUAUAAAGUAUAUGAAAAGAAACCUCAAUCAUUGAAUAUAAACAGACAUUUGCAGGUAAAUAUGCUAUUUGAUACUAUAAAAAAAUUUACCAAUUACCAGCAUUUGUUCUGGUGAAUCACAUAAACAUCAGACCAUAUUGUCAAGGAUUAUUUUUGGGGUGUAGGAAUGAACAUCCAUUUUAGAAACCGCUGGUUUAAAUGACUAUUAUUAUCAAAAUGAAUUAGUCAUGCAUACUAGUUGUACCCUUUUUCCCAUUAAAAUGUAAGGGGUUGUUCGCAAAUUACGUCAUGCUCAGGGUGGAGGGGGGGGAUUGAGAAUUUGUGACACUCUAACAGCAAAAACUGUUGUGGCCGUUUUACAUGCGGCUUGGGGAGGACUUUGUUGUUUUGCAUUUUACAUCACAGUUUUCUAAUAAUACUUAAUACUACAUCUUAAUCCAUUAUGGGAAAAUGUUAAAGAAUAAAAUCGUAAUUUAGUUAUGAAAAUUUUAUGUAUGCUUUAAAAUUUUUUAGGCGUGUCAUGACACGGGGGGGGGGGGGGGGGGGGGGGUAAAGAAUUUGUGACACUUUGUGACGGGGGAGAAGGGGUCUGAAGAGGUCAUUUUUUUUUGCUUGACGUAAUUUGCGAACAACCCCUAAGGAAGUCUGCAUUACUAAGGAUUUACAUUGCAUAAAAAAAUUCCUGGUUAUUUUAAUAGAAAAUGGUAUGUUAUAAGUUUUAAGAAUGCAACUUCUUUGUCUUAGCAAUUAAUUUAUUUGUGUAUGUUUACUUUUUUAUUUUCAGAUAUUAUGUGCACAAAAUGUAUGUCACGCACCCUGGCUUCACGACUACAAACAAGAGACUGCUGACCAUUUAAAUAGACAAAAAUUAAAUUGGAAUAAAGAUGCCCUUGCAAUACACUGGACUUACCCAGAUCCUGAUGAGUUUAAAAGCAAAGAUAGUCUAAUCAAAUCAAAAACUAUCACAGGAGAAAUUGGAAAAUUUGUUUUGAAAAGGGCUAACCUAAUUUCUUAGGUUUAAAAUUUUAAUACAACUCUUGCAAUGCAUUUUUUUAAAAAGCUAACUUUUGUUGCAAAAUUCUGGCAACCAAAUUUUUAUAUGUAAUUCUUUUUUUAGUCACACAGAAAUAAUAGAAUGAUUGUAUAAAAAGAAAAGUAGAUAUCAAGUUAUCAAGGUAAUUCAGUAUUAUUGAGGUACCGGUAAAUGGAAAAUACUGAUAUUGUCUAAAAUUGAUGAUUUAAAUAUUACCAAAACAAACAACUUUGACUAUUUUAGUUUUAUUUAGUUCCCAUAUUUUUCUAGAGAAUUUUAACCUUAAACUUAGAUGAUUUAGUAAGCAUCUUUCCAACAUUUACUGAACAACAUUCAGAAUACUGGUACCAUUGUUUUGGGGUUCUAAUAUUGAUAUUUUACAGUUUUUUUACUAUUUGUUUGGGUUUUUUUUGUGCCAGGUAAAGUGUAAAUCUAUUGAUGCAAGUUUUAUUUUGAGAUAUAAUAUGUCAUUAAGUAGGAAAUAACUUUCAGCACAGCCAAUUGUAAGUUGGUGUCUCAAGUAAGAUGUGACAAGUGAGUUGCAUUAAAAAAAAAAAAUUAAAUUAGCAGGAUAUUAUUUGGAGCUAGGGUUUCAUUUAAAAUUAUUCAAGGAAAUUUUAAGUUAAAAUUAAUAUAUCUAUAUCUCAUCGUUUUAAUUGAUAAUUAAAAUUAAAUACUUUAUUUUAUACAUUGUAAUUUUCACAUUCAAUCCAGGUAUAAAAUAAAUUGAUACGUUAACAGUGGCAGAUUCAGUUACUUGUACCUUGGUUAUAGUAGUAUUCUUCUAUAUAUUAAGUGCCCACGAUCAAUUUAUUGAUCAUUGUGAAUUAUAAUACAAUUUUAAAAUCAAAACUAAUUUUAGAAAGACAUUCAGUAAUUAAAGAAUGCUAUAUAAAAACAUUUUACUAAAAUUUGAUUGAUUAAUUCACACACUAAGAAGCACUAAAAGGUGUUAAUAAAUUGUUAAAAUUCACUUAAGAACACAAAGUGAAUAAAUUUUUUUAUCUUAAAUAACUUUAAUUUAUUUUUGUGUCUUUUUUUUAAUGGAAGAUUUGAUCAUCAAUUAUAUAAUAUGGGCAAUUAAUGAAAUGAAAUUCACAAAUGAGUUAAAAUGACAAUGACUUGCAAAUAUAAAACCUGAACAAAAUCAUAUGUGAGAUGCAUAUUUUACAAUUAAUUACAGUUCUGCACCUCUGAAUACAACAUAAAAACCAGAUAUUCUCUAAUGACUGGUUAAAAAUUAAAAGCGCAACAAUGAACAACCAAGAACACAAUUUUAAUAAACAAGACAUUGAUACAAGUUCUGACAAAUAUAACAUAAAAUAACACAUUAAAUUGAGCAGACCUGCUGGUUAUGAAAUUUUGUAGUAAAAGGGCAUUUAAUCAGUAGUUAGAACAAUCAAUAACAGUACUUAACCAUGUUACUGAGAGCAACCACUUGUCAUAGAAAAUUGAAUUAAAUUAUAACGGGUGGUGGGGGGUGGUGGUGAACAAAUAACCAAGUAUAUACUGUUAAGUGCUUCACCUAUAAUCUGUUUAACUUACCUACAUUUAACAUUUCAGAAUAAUAUAUAAAUGAAAGAUUUAUAAAAAUUUGUCCCUUUAAAACGUUCAGUAGCCUUAAUACCAUAUUUCUUCUGAAAGAAACUGUCCUACAUAAAUUAUUAUGGCAAAUGAACAUUUUUUUAAUAGAUCCUCUCAAACUGCACCUGUUCAAGGGCAACAGAUAUUCAAUACAUUCUUUUCAUGCCAAGAUUUUAUAGUUUUAAAAAAACCUGACAAAUAUAAUUUAUUACUUUCUUUAGAAAUCAUGCUGAUGAGCUAUUAUCAAGAAAGGAAUUUUUUUUUUAAAUUUCGUUAAUACAUUGCCAUAAUCACAGGUCUAAGAUGAAGAAAAAAUAAUAGAAUAACAGCAGUUCUUUGCCUAGAGCCACUUUUGCCUUUAUUUACAAGUCACUUUAUAUACAGAUAUAAUUUGGUUUUUAUUUUUUGUUGUCUAAAAUAUUUUAGUGACAUUUUAUUUUUAAUUUAACAGUAACCUCUACCUUUCUUUAAAAAUAUAAAUAUUUUUUCCCAAGGUAAAAAUUGAUAUUGGAAAAGGAGCUUCACUGCUUUUAUUUAUUCAUUAUAUAUUCUUAACAUCCUAAAUCAGACCCAAAAAAAUGUUAUCAAUAUAUAUAUGUAUAAUAAUUAUAUAUACCGGUAUAUCAAAAUUAUAUUUCUAAAUAAAACAAAGUCAUCUUGAUAGAAGAAAGGCCGAGUAAAGUAGAUGCUAGUAUUAAAAUCUUUCACCCGUUUAACUUCAUUUAGCAUGUCCCAUAAAGAAAACAAAAAAAGCUUUACAUGAAGAUCUUCAAAUUUCAGUAAUAGAUCUGUAUUUUAGAAUCAAGGUCACCAUAUCUUUAUGUAUGAAAGUUUAACAAAAUUUGUUAACUUAUUUUUAAAUAAAACUCAUGGACACAUUUCAAGUCUUUGAGUUUGAGUGAUAUAUUAUCUAAUAAUAAGGCUUACUGGCAUGUACAGGAUCAUCCAAGUUUAACAAUGUUGUCCUGGCUGGUUUAAUAUUCUCCACAUUGUUAAUAUCAGAAUUUGUUGGGUAUCAAAUUCCACAUUUAAUUGUAAGCUAAAAUUCAAAGUGUUAAGACAGUCAUGUUCUAAGCUUUUACAUUUAUUCUUUGUGACUAUAAUAAAUUACCCAUUAGGGGCUAUACAUAUAGUACUUAUAUUAAAAGUCAAAUUUAACACCCCCCCCCCAACGCGUUUUUAGACCCCCAUGCCUACAAUUAAUUAUUAAGCCUUUUGACCCCACUUCCCCAAAUAAUUAUGACAUCACAGUUAAAAUUAUGUCAAUCAACCUUGGGGUGCCACAGUGCCCUCAUGCCAGACCAAAAGAAAGGAGGUUCUCAUCCCAGGUGCCAAAUAUAGGAACAUAAUAGUUAUUGAAACUAUGAAAUCCCAUGUACUUCACAACCUGGGGCGCCAAA